CGCGGACUUCUUGGGGUUGUUUAUCACUCCACUCACUAUUAUGUUUAUUAAUUCUGUUUGCUUAUUUUACGCUGGGUCGGUGCUCCGACCGUGUCCGACACAUAACAGUUUUCCACUUUACUGAAAUUAAUACUUGAUUUCAAGUUGUUAAAUUUACUAGUUUGAGGCUUGUUUUUUUUAUUGAUAUUUUCUGUAUUAGCAUAACUGUGUUAGCUUUGUGGACCCUGUUUGUUUGGUGUCACCAAUAAGUUCUGUUUAGAUUAGUCCUGCAUUCCAGUUUUGCUGCUUUUACAUCAUUCCAAACAAAACAUACCGGCUAAAUAACCAAAUUUAUAACUACUGUUAGCCACUUGACAGAUGCGUCUAUAAAUUCAGCGUACCCAUAGGAUGUUGGACGGGUCCUCAGAACACCAGGAGAGUAAAAUUCAAAUAAUUAGAAUGGGUGAGUUCAAGGAAGCUUAAAUCAUAUCUUUAAUCCACCUUUAAAUAAACUGAAUAUGGUGCAUUCGGAUUUUCCUCUUCCCGUGUGUGUGAGAGAGAAAGGUCAUUGUGUUUGCACUUCAUGACCACCGAAUUCCAAUUAUUAUCGAUGCAAGAGUCUUUUGAGAGGUUAGGGGGUGAAAAGUGUGUGUGUGUGCGGCGAUGUAAUCCGAUUCUGCAGAAUAAACAGGGAGCGCAUAGAUCUGCUUCUCAUUCAGGUGGGACGAACCGGAACAAACCAUGAAUGCCAAGAGCUCAGCGACAGUUGUGCGCGCGUUAACGCAAGUGUGCGUUGUUGGGCGUGAAUGGUGGGCGUGUCGCAGUCUAUGAAAGCCAUGUGCGCGACCACAGAGUGCCACAAGGAGCGUCUUUACGCACAAGAACAAACUCAUUCACGGUGGUCUGCUGAACAAACUAUGUAUCUGCUGAGGACUUUGGCUUCUUGGCUGCUGCUGCUUUUCGUUGCGCACCGGAUCUCCGUCUCCUGCGCGCGCGGCAAAGAGCGCGCACGGGAGCAGGGGGUGACCGCAGCGCCACGCAGGAGCGCAAACCACCGUGGAAAGUUCUCCGGCGGUGACGUGCACUGUACGUGGACGUCCAGAACCGUGCAGGAGACGGUGCGCCUGUCGGUGAAGUGCGAGGACCCGGAGGCGCGCGUCAAAGGCGGAGUCACCGAGCUGCAGUGUGAAUAUGGCGCAAAACCCGCACUUUGUGCGGGCUUCCGGUCCGAUCCUAAAGGCUUCUGGAAGCAGGUGAGCCGCGCCAUGAAAAAGCUACAGGGAAAACUGUGUCAGGACGAGCGCGCGCUGGUGAAGGCGGGGAUGUGUAAGCGUGCGCCCCGCGGUGCGCAUUUCAAAUUGGACCCGAGAAACUCGGUGGCUGCCUCUCAGUCUGGCAGCGACUGGGAAACUCCUCCUCCGUCCCUUCGGGAGGUCCGCCCCACCGCCACCGCAGCUCCCGACCGGACGACGGCGUGCGCAAAACGCGCGAACCACCGCAAAGCGGCUGAAGAGUACUGCAACAGCUCGUGGGCCAGUUUGUGUAAUUUCUUCAUGAAUUUACUGCAAAGUGACGACUGCUAAGCACAAAACCAGUGCGCAGUGUGGACAUGAACAUAUGCGUAAAGUGGACAUGAAAUAGUUCGUCAAAUAACCAGGGUUGGGUAGGAUUACUUUGAAAUGUAAUCCAAAAGUAAUCAGAUUACAAGUAAUCCAAAUCUAUGUACAUACAUACAUGUAGUCCUACGCAACCUUGCAAAAAAAUAUUUUAAGUCCAUAUUGUGAUUAAAAAAAUACUCGAGAUUUUUAAUGAUCUUGGACUUUCUUCUACCUGUACCUCUUGUAUGAAGAACACCACUGUAACUUUCAUGUAUUUUAAAUAAAUAUUUUGUAGUCUAAAA
This is a messenger RNA of Thalassophryne amazonica, 1879 nucleotides long. RefSeq names its product fibroblast growth factor-binding protein 1-like. Bases 786 to 1562 code for a protein of 258 amino acids. Lineage: Eukaryota; Metazoa; Chordata; Actinopteri; Batrachoidiformes; Batrachoididae. The record is from RefSeq and is a predicted model, not a curated record. Gene Ontology annotation, molecular function: growth factor binding. The transcript is spliced from 2 exons. Gene Ontology annotation, biological process: cell-cell signaling.